Molecule: messenger RNA, 947 nt
Organism: Carassius carassius (crucian carp)
Lineage: Eukaryota; Metazoa; Chordata; Actinopteri; Cypriniformes; Cyprinidae
Product: 60S ribosome subunit biogenesis protein NIP7 homolog
Exons: 5
Coding region: 191-733 (180 amino acids)
Biological process (GO): ribosome assembly; ribosomal large subunit biogenesis
Cellular component (GO): nucleus; preribosome, large subunit precursor; nucleolus
Molecular function (GO): RNA binding
Source: RefSeq, a predicted model, not a curated record
UUCCACGUCUACGGCAGCCAUGAUCGAAUCGAAGUGUUGAUUUAAAAUCCUACAAAAACUUUAUUUAAACGAUACGACGUCACUUGUGUGCGACGGACCGAACACAACCCACGUGGCUGCUGGCGAACUACGAGAGCUGUGGUGUGCUUUGAGCUUCUUUAGCAAGAAUAGAAUUAUUAUUAUUUCCAUCAUGCGUCCGUUAACAGACGAAGAGACGAAAACGAUGUUUGAGAAACUUUCUAAAUACAUUGGAGAGAAUAUCAAACUUCUUAUUGAUCGGCCAGAUGGCACUUAUUGUUUCAGACUUCAUAAUGAUCGAGUGUAUUAUAUGAGUGAAAAAAUUCUGAAGUUGGCUACAAAUAUCUCCAGAGAUAAACUGGUGUCGGUUGGCACGUGUUUUGGAAAGUUCACGAAAACGCAGAAGUUCCGUCUGCAAAUCACAGCUCUCGAUUUCCUUGCACCGUAUGCUAAGUUUAAGGUGUGGGUGAAGCCUGGAUCAGAGCAGUCAUUCCUGUAUGGAAACCACGUCAUGAAGUCCGGCCUGGGGAGAAUCACAGAAAAUACAGCGCAGUACCAAGGAGUGGUGGUGUAUUCCAUGGCUGAUGUACCGCUGGGCUUUGGAGUGGCAGCGAAGACCACACAGGAGUGUCGGAAGGUCGACCCCAUGUCCAUCGUGGUUUUCCAUCAGGCUGAUAUCGGCGAGUACAUCAGAAGUGAAGACACACUCACAUGAGAGGGUAUAAUAUCUCCAGUGCUCAUGGACAGUUCAUUACAUUCUUUUGACUGGAUGUUCUUUAACACAAGUUUGACAGAUUUUCCAGACUUUAAAUUCAAAGCAGUUUUCAGUGUUUUUACAGUUAUAUGUUGUAUGUGACUAUUUUCAUGGACUAUUUCUACAUCAAGGAAAUACAUAAAAAAGUGCAACUUCAAGGUUUUGAAAUAACCAU